AUGUCCAGUAUUGCAUCAUCAAACUCCUGGUCAUCUUUCUUGAAAUCAAUUGCUUCAUUUAAUGGUGAUCUUUCGAGUAUUACCGCCCCUCCAUUCAUUUUAUCUCCCACAUCCUUAAGUGAAUAUUCUCAAUACUGGGGAGAACAUCCAGAUUUAUUGUUAGAACCAAAUUUCUUGAAACCUGAAUCAUCAGAUGCUGAAGAUAAAGAUGUCAUCGAAGCCAUGGCUUUGAAAAGAAUGGUAGCUGUUGUUAAAUGGUUCAUAUCAACUUUGAGAUCACAAUAUUGUUCAAGAAAUGAAAGUAUGGGGACAGAAAAGAAAGCUUUGAAUCCUUUCUUAGGAGAAGUUUUCAUUGGUAAAUGGGAUGAUAAAUCUUCAGAUGGGAAAUUGGGAGAAUCUGUUUUAUUAUCCGAACAAGUUUCUCAUCAUCCUCCUGUUACUGGUUACAGUAUUAUCAAUGAGAAGAAUAAUACUUUAUUACAAGGUUACAAUGGUAUCAAAGCUACUAUGUCAGCUACUUCCAUCAAUAUCAAACAAUAUGGCCAUGCUUUAUUAAAUUUUAAAGAUUUAAAUGAAAACUAUUUAAUUACUUUACCUCCAUUACAUAUUGAAGGAUUAAUAACUGCUUCACCUUUUGUAGAACUCGAAGGUAAAUCUUACAUACAAAGUUCAAAUGGUUAUAUUGCGGUAUUCGAUUACAGUGGAAGAGGAUAUUUCUCUGGAAAGAAAAACACUUUCAAGUGUAGAAUCUUUAAGGAUAAAUUAUCUUCCGAAAAAAAGGAAAACGCUAUAAUCACCAUUAGUGGACAAUGGUCAGGAAAAUCAUUCUACAAUAAAGGACCAGAAUCAGCUAGUUCUAAAGCUCAAGAAGCUUUAUUUUAUGAUGCUAGUAGUGCUCAACCACAACAUUUAAUUGUUAAACCUAUUGAAGAACAACAUCCUUUAGAAAGUAGGAAAGCUUGGAUUAAAGUUGCUGAAGCUAUCAAAAAAUCUGAUUAUGAUUUAAUCAAUGUGGAGAAGUCAAAGAUUGAAAACGAACAAAGAGAAUUAAGAAAACAAGAGAAACAGGAUGGUUCCAAAUGGGAAACCAGAUGGUUUAAAGAAUUAGAUUAUGAUGACAAAUCAAACCAGGAUUGCUUCAACAGUUUAGCUGAUUUAUCCCAAUUGUCAACUAAGAAUUGUCCAUCGGGAAGCUUGAAAGCUUCAAAGUAUGAUGUAGGAACUGCCUUACAUUGGAGAUUAGACUUGGAUAAAUGGAAAAAAGAAGAGGAAAUAAAAAUAUAA
Yamadazyma jaroonii is the source of this 1284-nucleotide messenger RNA. NCBI's taxonomy places the organism in Eukaryota, Fungi, Ascomycota, Pichiomycetes, Serinales, Debaryomycetaceae. The record is from the annotation of a GenBank genome assembly.